AUGGCAGUGUGGUCUGCGGUUUCAGCAAGGAUGCGUGGUGGCAUCACCCGGAUCAGCAAAACGGUGCUGUACCGGUUCUUGGGCAUUCCCCGCUUUGUGGGUGGUUUGCCCAAGGAGGUUCAAUGGAAGCUUGUCACCUGCAGCGUGGUGCGCACCCCCCGGGAUGCCUACCAGGAAUAUCUCCCUGAUGGGUUCUCGAUGACGUGGCACUGCAACGAGAUGGGAGUGCCGUUCAGCACGUGGCAGUUUGAGAUUUUCAUCGCGGCUGCCUACUGGCGGAACCUUGAGCGGAAGAACCUCAUACUUCACCCCUACAACGUGGCGUUCGCACUGUACGGGGCUGAAUACCCCGUUGUGCACCAUGAUCAGUACCGCACCGGGCUCCCGACCAAGGACACGCCCAACAUCCACAACACCGAUCGGAUGCGGGCCAUCGUGUGCAACUGGAUGCGGUUCACCAUUCUCAAGUGGCGUACCACUAGGGGUGGUCCUCGCUGGAUUCCAAGUGCCAAGGCGUGGCAGUUCAGUGAGGGUACGCAUUACAACGUGCUCAUCCGCUUCCCAAGCCCGGAGGAGUUGGCGGAGAUGCCGGAGGAAAUUGUGGGGGGUGAGGCUUAUGACGGCGACGAUGACCAGGAGGCUUCCGCGCAGGCGGCUGCAACCUUGGAGGGGUGA
Molecule: messenger RNA, 675 nt
Organism: Closterium sp. Yama58-4
Lineage: Eukaryota; Viridiplantae; Streptophyta; Zygnematophyceae; Desmidiales; Closteriaceae
Source: the annotation of a GenBank genome assembly